This is a messenger RNA of Acinonyx jubatus (cheetah), 15650 nucleotides long. RefSeq names its product SRY-box transcription factor 6 (gene SOX6). Gene Ontology annotation, cellular component: nucleus. Lineage: Eukaryota; Metazoa; Chordata; Mammalia; Carnivora; Felidae. The transcript is spliced from 17 exons. Gene Ontology annotation, biological process: regulation of transcription by RNA polymerase II; central nervous system development; cell fate commitment. The record is from RefSeq and is a predicted model, not a curated record. The coding region runs from base 6607 to 9177 and encodes 856 amino acids. Gene Ontology annotation, molecular function: RNA polymerase II cis-regulatory region sequence-specific DNA binding; DNA-binding transcription factor activity, RNA polymerase II-specific.
AUUGCAAGGAAUAUUCUGCAGGAGCAUAUUUUAGGAAUGUAUUAAGUUCUCAUCACUGAAGUUCAAAAAACACUGAUGGCAUCCCCUCUGUGCCUGUAGGUUUUUAUUUUGUUAAGCUUAUAAGUAGGGUUUCUUGGGCCAGGGUGGGGCGGGGGAAGCUUUAUUAUGUGACUUGAAAGUUGGCAAGGUCAAGGAAAAAGAUCUUUUCCAAAACAGUCUUAUUUCUCAAACUCAGACUUCUUUUAAUGAUGCGAAAUUUAUCUGAAAUCACAAUAAAACUUGCAACUAGAGAUUGGACUUUCGCUUUCCUUUUUUUCUCCUAUCCUCAUUCCGCUUGUGAUUUAGCUACACAGUCAAUCCAGUGCCUUUAUCUCACCGUUUUCUCCAUGCUUCCAUUCUAAAAUUUUUUAAUGUUUAUUUAUUUAUUUAUUAAAAAAAUUUUUUUAAUGUUUUAUUUAUUUUUGGGAGAGAGAGAGCACAGGAGGGACAGAGAUAGAGACGGAGACACAGAAUCCGAAGCAGGCUCCAGGCUCUGAGCUGUCAGCACAGAGCCUGACACAGGGCUCGAACUCACGAGCUGUGAGAUCAUGACCUGAGCCAAAGUCAGACGCUCAACUGACUGAGACACCCAGGCGCCCCAAACCAUGCUUCCAUUCUAAAAAGGGGUAGUGGUGGAAUAAGAACGCAGUGUAAGAUGGGCUGGUCAUUUCAGAUUUAUAGAGGAUGAAAUGUCUAAGUUCAUAUGUGAAGAUUCAAGCUCAGGGAAUCUAACGUUGUGAUGGAUUCUGAUUCAUGCCACUUGCACUCUACUGCGGUGCUUCUCCCUCUCCCUCAACUGACCCAUUUUUGUAUAUGUGUUGGAGGAUUAAAAAUGAUAUUUAGAACACAAGUAUCAAGUAAAAAUGGAAUAUGAGGCAAUGGCUGGUGGGCGUGUUAUAUAUCUUUGAUAAAAAAGGAGGGCAUUAUGGGGUGCCUCGGUGGCUCAGUUGGUUAAACAUCUGACUUCAGCUCAGGUCAUGAUUUCAUGAUUCAUGGGUUCAAGCCCCGCUUUGGGCUCUGUGCUGACAGCUCAGAGCCAGGAGCCUGCUACUGAUUCUGUGUCUCCCUCUCUCUCUCCCCCUCCCUGCUCUCUCUCUCUCUCUCUCUCUCUCAAGGGUAAAUAAACAUUAAAAAAAAAAAAAGGAGGGCAUUAUCGAUGAAAGAAGAAAGCCCCUAUGUGUGGAGUGUUUUCAGAAUGGGAUAGUUUUUUCCAUAGUGGAAGGAAUGAUGUAAAUCUGAAUGUUUUAACUUUUGAGUUAGAUAUAAAAUCACUUUACAAAAAGAGCGUUUAAAAAAAUUAUUUUUAAUGUUUACUUAUUUUUGAAAGAGAGACAGAGAGAGAGAGAGAGAGAGAGACAGAGCAUGAGAAGGGGAGGGGCAGAGAGAGAGGGAGACACAGAACCCAAAACAGGCUCCAAGCCCUCAGCACAGAGCCCAAUGUGGGGCUCGAACCACAAACUGCAAGAUCAUGACCUGAGCCAAAGUCAGAUGCUCAACCAACUGAGCCACCCAGGUGCCUCCCCAAAAGAGCUUUUAAAUAGCAGUUCGUUUGCAGCAACAUCUGUAUUUAUAUCUUAGGAAUCUUCAGGAUAUGGGAGGAACAGGUCAAAUUUUCAGUGCUUUAAUACUAACCCAGUUGUGGGUUAUACUGAAAUUACUUUCAUAAUGGACCAAUCUGGCCACAAAAUUUGGACAAGAAUUUCAGAUGCUGAGCGUUUCAGUAAUAAUUGUGAACCUGUACCCUAUGCUUGGUUAUUUUUCUAAACUUGGAUAGAGAUUACUAAAUCAGUUUUGUUAGGUGAAUUUUCAACCUUGAAAAGACACGCCACUUCAGAAGACAAAAAUGAAGCAUAACUUUUUGUUUUAAAAGGAGAAAUGAAGACAAAAGCUUUUGAGGUUCAAUCCUACCUGUCUUUUUCAACCUUCAGAAAGGUUUCUAGUCUGGAAAGAAAUCUCUUAAAGCAUGGUUUUUAUAAUGGACGUGCUGCUGACAUACACUUAACAUUAUUGGCCCAAAUGGCAGCAAUAUAAUUUGUAGGCCUUGUAUUCUGUCUGGAAAGUUGUAGUGCUCUCAUUGGUAUUUGUAUUCGCUUUUUGUGAACUGGUCUUUCGUGUUGUUUUUUAUUUUAAUUUAAUGUGAGACUAAUAAAUCUUAUUGUUAAAUAACAAAGAUUGCAUCAUAGCUGUCAGUAUUAAAAUGCACUCCUUUUUGGGGGAAGCCAGAUAGAUGUGUUUACUCUGUAGAGAGAUUUAGAUUUGAUUUUUUGUUUUCUUCAUGGUAAUUAUGUUUGCACUUUGCUGAUCACUAGUUGUGCAUUAUUACAAUGGAAGGUGACAAUUUGAUUGUCUUCAAUUGGAGAAACAAGUAAUUUUAUAUUCACUAAGCUGUCAGGUAACACUAACUCACAGUACUAAGAGCUCCUGGCAAUGCAGCUUGGCACCUAUAUUUAACUGCUUUGAUGCUUGUGUAACCUCCGCUGAAUCAGAAAUACUUUGCCUGCUGGAAAUGGUUUUCAGGGUUGUACAAUGAGGUUUUCAUUAAGUAGACAAACUGAAAAUGAACUGCAAAGCCACGGUUGUUUCUCUUCCCUUUCCUUCCCUUCCCUCCCCUUCCCUUCCCUUCCCUCACCCCUCUCCACCUUUCCCUCCUUCUCUCCUCCCCAUUCCUCCUCCUCCUCUUAUUUGAUAGGAACCUGAAAUUUAUGCCUUAUUUCAUUUACAUGAAAGAGACGAAUUGCUGGAUUGCUGCUUUAUUUAGCUGAAGGAGAACCUCAAAGAUGAACUUCUUUAUGUAAUUUUGUUCACUGUCAUCAUGUGUGAGCCUUCAUUUUUUGAAACGAUCUAUAUAGCAUCAAUUUUCAUUUUUCUCUUUUUUCUGGCAAUAUUAAAAAAGUGAAAAUAGAAGUAAGAUGGAAAAGUAUACAGGGACAGCCUCCUACCCUUUCUCUCUGAGAAGUUAUUGUUCUGGUUUAUGAUUUUUGUUAAUAAGUGGAUAAGAUAUUAUCCACUUGUAAUUGGGCUUCCAGACCAGAGGAUUGGUUUCAAGCUGACAAAGACAUGUUUGGUAUUCAUUUUAAAAACUAUGGUUCUCAUUUCAUGUGAAGAGGAGAUUCAAAGUAAGCAUAUAUAAAUAAACUCAUUCUGCUAUUAUUUUAGACAGCUUUCAUUCAAGCCACAUAGAGGUCUUUCAGUUGAGCUAUAAAGUCAUUGUGCUUGAUUAAAAUCCUCUAACUUAGUGUGUAUUUAUAGUAGCCAUUGUUUGGUUUUGUUCGUAUUGUUAAGUGACUGAUUGUAUUUAUAAAUUCUAGGCCUGGCUUUCCAAAGCAAAGAUCCCAACAAGUUUCUGGUACAUAAACUGUGAGAAAAAUUCAAUAUUACUAUAAACAAAAGUACAGAUAGAGGUUACACGAAGUCAAGUUGUUUUGAUCUCUUGAAGAAACUUGAUACUCAGAGACACAUGUAAUGAUUACUGGUUUUCCAUAGGCAGUCAGGCAAGCAGGCUCGUCUUUAGGCUGGUUGCCUGCCUCUUCCAGCAGAUACUAACCAAUUAGACAGAGGUGGUUACGUGAUGUAACAUUAUCAGGAGAAACAAUUCAUGAGUCAAAGCAUUCCAAGACAUAUGAGCUCUAGUCCAAAGAACAGUCUUAAGCUAUAUAAAGUGACAGCAAUAUUGUCAGCUAAAUAUAAACUCUAGAAACACAAACUUUGAUGACUUGAGAAGAAUCUGUUCCAGGUAGUCCUUGUUUUGUAAGAACCUCAGAAGGCCUUUGGAGACAAUUUUGUGCUUUGGUGUGAAAAAUUAGAAGGCUUAGCUAAGUCAGAAUCCAUUAAUUGAGGUCCCUUUUUAGACAUACUUCAAGGACCUCAAGCAUACUUCUUUUGCCUCCUCUCUGUUGAUCUGACAGAUAACACAAAUAAGUGAGUUUGCUUCUAACAGAUACUGUCUGUAUAUGUUACCAUGUUAUGUUCUGAAAGAGCCACUACAAACAUUAAAAGAUAGGUUUACAACCCUCCAACACAGCUCUGGAGGCAGUUACCUUCUUUUUCUCUGAGUUUUCUCAGUUACUUAUUAACUCAUUUCCAAAAGCCCCAGAUGAAAGAGAGACAAAAAAACCUGGCAGAAGCCUGGGGCAGUUUGGGGGUGGAGUUGGGGAGUGGAGGUAGUGCUGGAUAAAACAAUACAAAGAAUCAACAACCACCCUCAGGCUUUACUCAAAUGAAGCAGGAAAGCUUUGAAAGGGAUGUCUUCAUUUUAAUGUCUGGAAUUGGGAUCCUUCCCCACCCCUCAAUCCUUAACCGGGGAAUUAGAGGUACAGGAAAAAAGUUUUAAAAUUUUUUUGCCCUAGGCUGGGUGGACUGGCAUCCUCUGUAGGGGUUCCUGAGUAUUGUGCAUUUUGGCAGCUGAGCAUAUCUGUUACUCAUGCUUCUUAAAAUGAGAGGCACUGUGUUAUAUUUUUGGAAAAUUAGUUGUUUAUUUCUCAGUAUCAGAUCAAUUGCAGCAUUAAAUUAACAGUGAAUUAUUUGACUGAAAUAAGUCUACCUUGGUAGCCUGGGGCUGAGUUGCAAAAGUAAAUGUGAAUAUUGUCCUGAAUUUUUAAUUUUUUCUUUAAGUGAACCAACUAUUAAAUGUUGCUUUAUGUUAAAAACAGAGCUUCUUUUGAAUAAAUGUGAUACACUUAAAAAGUGAAUGCCAUUUGAUAAUUAUCUUAGAAAUAAAUAAAUUUUAAAAAUCAGGUUAAAAAUAUUGUUCCAAUAAAUUUAGUGGCUCUUUUUGAAACUUAUCUAAAUCUGAAAGGAUAGUUUUGAAAUGGAUUCUUCCCAAGCAGUAGUUAAAAAAAGUAAUUUCAAGCGGCGAUGCCUUAUGAGAAAGUUGUUUUAAAAUAAUCCUAACCUUUAAACAUAUACAAAUAACUGUUUCUUUAAACAUCAGAGUGGGCUGGUUUAAAAUUCUAGAACAUUUGAUUUUCUGAGACAGAGGGAUUAAUGUAUACAUAUGCACAUCCUUACCAUUUUAUAAAGUCUUGGACCAGAGAAUCUUAAUUUCUUGUCAAAGAACACAAAGUAAAUGUACUGUCUGAAUAAGUUUGUAAUGGCCUAAACAUUCAGCUUUCAUACUGGGGUUUGGAGCAAAAUAAUUAUCAUCUUUCUAGAGAUACUCCUACUGACUUCCUAGAAAACAUUAUCAAUUGCUAGAGACUUAUUUCCAACAAUCUCAUUCCCAAAAGUCCUAAGCCCUGAAGUUCUUCACGAUGUCCUGGCAUCCUGGGAAUUCACUUGAUCUUCUGGGCAGAGACAUUUCAAACUCGGGGAACACAUGAUGGGAAUUUAGUUUCAUGUGUCCCAAAGAUAUGUAAUUCUCUUUGGAGGUUUUACUUGAUAAUAGCUAUGCCCCAGAAAACCAUCUUGUUUAACCAAUGUGAUAAGUUGACAAUGUAGUUUUUCUCUCUGAUUAUAAUGUACUCUGUGUAGUCAAUACACUAGUACCAUGUGAGUGUAAUUUCCUCUUUUAUUUUAUCUCCAAUGCACUGUAUUAUAAAUAAACAGUUAAAAAAAACACCAAACAAAUCUGUUGCAUCUCCUUUUAAGAUUGUACCACUGUAGACACUUGUUCUAGUAAAGUAGAAUUGGGCGCAUUUGAUUGCAUUUAAAUUUUUCAUGCUUCAGCAGUUUGGCUGGGAGCACAGUAAAGAAAAAUCCCAUGAGCGAGGAUAGUUUAGAAUAAUAGAACUUGAUUUUGUGUAUUAUAGCGGCAACAUUUGCGCUGCUUUAGUUAGGGUUGUGUCAGCACUUCCAUUAUAAACCCCUGUUUUCAGGGGGUAUAACUAGGGAGAUUUUUUUUAAUACAAAUUAAAAAAACAAUUCAUUUGAAUGAUUUUUAAGUUAUAAUAGUGCAAAAAUAAAACAAAGUAAAGUCAUAUAUAAAUUGACCAUCUCACAAGGAUUUUGAUUCUUUUGCUUAUUAGUUUUAUAUGACAGCAGCUAAAGUAAGAUGCUGUUCUAAAAUGCUGGGGGUGAAAGUUUUGGUAAUGAAAAAUUACUAUGUGAGCAUUAAAAAUAAAAGUAAACAUCCCACGUGACACUUUAAAACAUUAAAACAAGUGUAUAUUUGAUUUAUGAGUUUCUAAAGGAGAGUAACCAUGGUGCAAUGGUUAUGGUAAAGGCAUUACCAAAAGUCAAGUAUCUUCACAGCUUCCAGAAUAGUUCAGUUGGUCUAGUAAAGUGUUUUAAAAGGGAAAGCCAAAGUAAAGAAAUGAAUGAGGAUUUAAUCAGGAAGUUGAAUAAAGUAAUUGUGCAAAAAGGAAUCGGUAAAUUGAAUCUAAUAAUCAGUAAAUUUAAGACUUGUUUAAUAAACUGUGUUUUAAAAAGAAUUUGUACACAUUUUCCUUUUAAAAAUACAACAAAGCUACUAAACUACAACAAGAACAACAAUGAAAGAAGCCCACCAAUUUUAUCAAAAGGAAAUGGCCUGCAGGGGGACAAUACCACAAAAAAUCACUGUUUUCUCUGCGAACAACAUGCUGAGAGCUACAGUAAACUCAAGCACUUAAAUAAAAUAUGAUAUGAAGAAUGUCUUCCAAGCAAGCCACCUCUCCAUUUGCCUGUGCAGCUGAUGGAGAGGAAGCCAUGACCCAAGAUUUGACCUCAAGGGAAAAGGAAGAGGGCGGUGAUCAACAUGUGGCCUCCCAUCUGCCGCUGCACCCCAUAAUGCACAACAAACCUCACUCUGAGGAGCUACCAACACUUGUCAAUACCAUUCAACAAGAUGCUGACUGGGACACUGUUCUGUCGUCUCAGCAAAGAAUGGAGUCAGAGAAUAAUAAGUUAUGUUCCCUAUAUUCCUUCCGAAAUACCUCUACCUCACCACAUAAGCCUGACGAAGGGAGUCGGGACCGCGAGAUAAUGACCAGUGUUACUUUUGGAACCCCAGAACGCCGCAAAGGAAGCCUUGCCGAUGUGGUGGACACACUGAAACAGAAGAAGCUUGAGGAAAUGACUCGGACUGAACAAGAGGAUUCCUCCUGCAUGGAAAAACUACUUUCAAAAGAUUGGAAGGAAAAAAUGGAAAGACUAAAUACCAGUGAACUUCUUGGAGAAAUUAAAGGUACACCUGAGAGCCUGGCAGAGAAAGAACGGCAACUCUCUACUAUGAUUACCCAGCUGAUCAGUUUACGGGAGCAGCUCUUGGCAGCGCAUGAUGAACAGAAAAAACUGGCAGCCUCACAAAUUGAGAAACAACGGCAGCAAAUGGACCUUGCUCGCCAACAGCAAGAACAGAUUGCAAGACAACAGCAGCAACUUCUGCAGCAGCAGCACAAAAUUAAUCUCCUGCAGCAACAGAUCCAGCAGGUUCAGGGUCACAUGCCUCCGCUCAUGAUCCCAAUUUUUCCACAUGACCAGCGGACCCUGGCAGCAGCUGCUGCCGCCCAGCAGGGCUUCCUCUUCCCCCCUGGAAUAACAUACAAACCAGGUGAUAACUACCCUGUACAGUUCAUUUCAUCAACAAUGGCAGCUGCUGCUACUUCUGGACUCAGCCCUUUACAGCUCCAGAAGGGUCAUGUCUCCCACCCACAAAUUAACCCAAGGCUAAAGGGCCUAAGUGACCGUUUUGGCAGGAGUUUGGACACCUUUGAACAUGGUGGUGGCCACUCUUACAACCACAAACAGAUUGAGCAGCUCUAUGCCGCUCAGCUGGCCAGCAUGCAGGUGUCACCUGGAGCAAAGAUGCCAUCAGCUCCACAGCCACCAAACACAGCAGGGGCAGUCUCACCUACCGGGAUAAAAAAUGAAAAGAGAGGGACCAGCCCUGUAACUCAAGUUAAGGACGAAGCAGCAGCACAGCCGCUAAAUCUCUCUUCCCGACCCAAGACAGCCGAGCCUGUAAAGUCCCCAACAUCUCCCACCCAGAGUCUCUUCCCAGCCAGCAAAACCAGCCCCGUUAAUCUGCCUAACAAAAGCAGCAUCCCCAGCCCCAUUGGAGGAAGUUUGGGAAGAGGAUCCUCUUUAGAUAUCCUGUCCAGUCUCAACUCCCCUGCCCUGUUUGGAGAUCAGGACACAGUGAUGAAAGCCAUUCAGGAGGCUCGGAAGAUGCGAGAACAGAUCCAGCGGGAGCAACAACAGCAACAGCCACAUGGUGUUGAUGGGAAACUAUCUUCCAUGAACAAUAUGGGGCUGAACAACUGCAGGAAUGAAAAGAUUACUGGAGCAAAUCCCACUGAGAGAAGAUGCGCAGUGCCGCCCGGCAGGCUUCCCGGCACAGGUUUCCUUUCCUUACAGGAAAGAACACGCUUUGAGAAUUUGGGGCCCCAGUUAACAGGAAAGUCAAGUGAAGAUGGAAAGCUGGGCCCAGGUGUCAUCGAUCUUACUCGGCCAGAAGAUGCAGAGGGAAGUAAAGCAAUGAAUGGCUCUGCAGCUAAACUACAGCAGUAUUAUUGUUGGCCAACAGGAGGCGCCACUGUGGCUGAAGCACGAGUCUACAGGGAUGCCCGCAGCCGGGCCAGCAGCGAGCCACACAUCAAGCGACCAAUGAAUGCUUUCAUGGUUUGGGCGAAGGAUGAGAGGAGGAAAAUCCUUCAGGCCUUCCCCGACAUGCAUAACUCCAACAUUAGCAAAAUCUUAGGGUCUCGCUGGAAAUCCAUGUCCAACCAAGAGAAGCAACCUUACUAUGAAGAGCAGGCCCGGCUAAGCAAGAUCCACUUAGAGAAGUACCCGAACUAUAAAUACAAACCUCGACCGAAACGCACCUGCAUUGUUGAUGGCAAAAAGCUCCGGAUCGGGGAAUAUAAGCAACUGAUGAGGUCUCGGAGACAGGAGAUGAGGCAGUUCUUUACCGUGGGGCAACAGCCUCAGAUUCCAAUCACCACAGGAACAGGUGUUGUGUACCCUGGUGCUAUUACUAUGGCAACUACCACACCGUCACCUCAGAUGACAUCUGACUGCUCUAGCACCUCGGCCAGCCCAGAGCCCAGCCUCCCAGUCAUCCAGAGCACUUAUGGUAUGAAGACAGACGGCGGAAGCCUAGCUGGAAACGAAAUGAUUAAUGGAGAGGAUGAAAUGGAAAUGUAUGACGACUAUGAAGAUGACCCCAAAUCAGACUAUAGCAGUGAAAAUGAAGCCCCGGAAGCUGUCAGUGCCAACUGAGGAGUGUUUGUUUGCUGAAUUAAAAUACUUUGACAUUUCGCCUCCCCUCCCCCAACAAAAAGUUCUUAAAGAGCCCGCAUGCAUUUGUGGCUCCACAAUUACAUCAGCAGAAUGGUCUUAAUUGUUUCGUAAAGUGUGAGACAGAUUAAGUUUUUCCUGAUUUUUCAUGAACUUGAGUUUUUGUCGUUAUUGUUAUUGUUGUUGUUGUUGUUUUUUUAAUUUAGGUGAAGACAUAUUAAAUAUGAGACACCAGGACUUGAAAACUUAUCUCAACCCAUAGCUGUCUUACAAGUCUUAUAUUUUUGUCUUACUUUUUUUUUUUUUCUUUUGGAUGUUGAUAAAGGUUUAAGUUACUGUUUUAGAUGGGGUUAAACAUUCUCACUCAGGUAUGCUGUGCCGGCCUACAGGUUGUGAAUGUGUUUUUAUUCUGAAUUCUUUUAGAGAACAACUAAGGAUUUCCUAUCGUGAAACAGAACCAGUCCACAGCGUGCGCAGCUGCGUGCAGAGCAUAUUCAAAAGGCCUCAGAAUUCCAUUGUUUCCACGUGUAGAGUUCAACUCUGAAUGUGCCAAACUUUUUCAUAACUUUUGAAUCUUAAUAUUUUGAAAGUCUUAAAGGAGACACUGCAAAGUCUUAGACAAUCUUUGGCAUCUUAAGAUAACACAACAAACCACACAUUUUUCUUUUCCAGAAAAUGGUAAAGUACUCAGGAAUCUGGAGACAAGAUAUUGUAAGGAAUGAACAAGGUUGCCACAGUGCAGGUACCCAAUUGUGUUUGCCUCUUGACGUGCCAUCCACGUGUGACGCGUUAUACCGCGCGCGCACCAGAGCGAUCACCACACCAGAUACCAACCUGGUGGUCUUCUCUGCCUGAGACCACCUCUCACUACAUCCAUUAUCCCUUUGCCUUUUAACCCUGACAUUCAGUCUUAACACGUUUUCUCUUAAAUUAUUCAUUCCAGAAUGUCAAGGGUCCACUUACUAUUUAUUUGAAAAAAAAAAAUGUUUGUGGCAUUAAUUUAAUAAUUCUUGUUUUUCACCCUCCUUUCCUGAAGACCUUUUCAGCCCCUUUCACCUCCUUCUCCUGCUAGACACAAAAGAUGCACACAGUGAUUUUAUGUCCCCAGCGCAUCUGGACGCAUUUCUGAAACAAGAUACUAUUCAAUACUUCUACUGGUUUUCAAUGUAAACGUAUAUCUGGCUGCAGGGCUGUGUGUUUGGAUACAGGUGUGAGGUCUUACACUUCAACAGAUAUGCCCCCGAGGUUCUCUGUGACCUCAGAAGCUUUGCCAGAAUCCCCUCUAAUUCAGUUGAGCAGCAGUGGUAGGAUCUGCGUCAGCGGUGUUUCCCCCAAAUGCCAUUCAGCAACAAGGGUCAGCAGUGGUGACCGCCAGGCAGGAGAGUCCUGCAGCCAAACUCAAAACCCAAGGUUGUGGACCAUGGAGGAGGCUACAGUGAUGCUGUCAUGGGCUGGCAUCUUCGCACGGAGUUGCCUUGUCACAUCCGGUGCAUCUAGGGAGUUGUUGUUGUUGUUGUUGUUUUGUUUUUUGGGUUUUUUUUUUUUGCAAAAUCCCCAGGAUGCAAGAAGCCACAUGACAGCCUCCAGGCAAAGAUAGAGGCAAAUAGUCAUGAUACAUCCAGAGAAUGAAAGAAAACCAUAGGGAAGGAGAAGGAGGGGAAAUACAUUCCCUAUAUGGGAUGUUCCUACUGUUAACUCUGGGGAACGGACGACUUCUGGGGCAGCAGCUGAGCUCCUCUGGCUCACUCCCUCCCUCCAUCCAUGGCCACAUGGGGGGCAUGCCUCCCUGUGAACCAGAUUAACUGCAUUGGUCACACAAGGAUUUCUCUGGAGAUGUGCUGAUGGGCUGGGAGGCAGUGAGGUUUCAUUCCCCAUCUCUUAACUCCAGGGAGCUCGGCCAUGCCAUUUUGACCUUCCUGAAACCAGGACUGACUGUCUGUGGGGUGGGGGAGGGCCUCACCCGGAGUGGUUCAAUGGGAAAAUGUCAGUUAAUGGGACAGUUCACUUCAUGGGACAACCCAGAAUCUCACCACCAGGACAUAGGAACGGCCCCAUCAGAUUUCUUGAGCCAUUUUGUCACUUGGAAGAAAAUAGUGUACCUUCAUAUUUAUUUAAAGAGUGCUCAAGGCCAUACCUAAUAGCAAUAAAUAGGUCUAGCCAAGAUGUUACUGGCUAUGUCAUUAGCUGGGAGUGCUCUCCAUAAGCUGAUUAAGGUACUGAUAGGAAUGUUUUGUUCUUAGUAUUGGUUGGGGAUUGGAACUUUGUUUUUGUACAUUUAUUUCAAAUGAGGAGGAGGUCAUUUUUUUCUCAAAAGAAAUGAAUAUUUAUUAUUGUUUUACUGAUUUCUGUUGAUUAUAUAUACCUCUCCUCCUCGCUUCAUUCUCACGUUUUUUCCUUUCUCUUGGACUCUUGCGUUUGCUGUCUCCUCCUCUCUCUUCCUUUUUUAUUUUGUCGCAUAGGUAGAGUGCUGUAUGGCUAGCAUUGUAUUGUAUGUAAUUAAUUUUGCACAAAGGCAAACAUUUAGAAUAGUAGGUUAAUUUUGUUUGUUUUUUAUGACCAUGCCAAAAUAAUAUUCUGGGCUGGUGGAGAACAAAGGACUGUUCUUUAGGACUGAAACUUGAUUUUGCUUGUAGUUAAAAAAAAAAAAAAAAAGAAAAAGAAAAAAAACAACAAAAAACACACACACUCACAGAUGUUGUUUCGUAAGUGUUAUAAGCACUGGAUAUAAAUGGUAUUUUUUAUCACUUCUGACUAAUGUGAAACUUGUACGAAAACUACACGAACAAAAGUCAUCUGUUUCGACUCGUGUGGGCUUGCCUCACAGUUGCCGGAUUUGAGUCAUUUUUAUGUCUUGUUAUUUCAUUUAUUUAUGCAAAAUACAUGUGUGUAUGAACACUUUGUUUUAGCUCCAGCUCUGCCUCAGUACUGGGGUGCAGUCACUUCUGGCCAUGUUCUUAAAAGUGAAAGGCUAUUCAGGAAUGAUCUGAUUGCAAACGUCUCUUUCAUUGGGUCAAACGGCGAUGCUGUAUUUGAAUCUAAAUUCUGUGCAUAAGCAGUUUACUCUAUUUAUUAGCCAAGUUUGGCUCUAAAUAUCCAUGGAAAUUAAGAAUGACAAUCAUAGGGGAUCACUUCGUUUUAUUUUCAGUGGGGCUUAAACAAAGUUUUUAUGACUCUACCAUCUCAUUUUAGAUUUUUCUAAUUGUGUAAAUAUAACAUAGAAAUAGAAUUUAUUUUUGGUUCAUGAAUACGUAGUGAGAUAUAAGUUACGUAUUUCCUUUUUGUUCUCUCUCCGUAUACGUUGGUCCAGACUAGAAGUUGAAGAGUCAGUGUACCUCAUGGGGAUAGUGAACUAGCAGCCGCAGUGAGAGAGCAGUGUUCCACCCGCAGCUGGGGAAGCAAAACCCUUCACUCGGGUUCCCAGGCAGUUUAGAACCCACUGUCCACAGGCUCAGACUUUUACUUAUUUUUUUCUCAUAGAAAGUCGAUGAAUUGAUUAUACUAAAUUUCCAGUACAGCUGGGGAAGAGUCAAUUUGCUUUUGUAAAUCCACAUAAAUCUUCUAAGGUAGUUCUGUAACCAUUUACUAGCAAGAAGCAUGAAUGCCUCCGAGAUUGACCAUUAAUAAAAGUCCUACCAUGCCAAUUAGAUUAAAGAAUGCUAAUCAACUGUUUUCAGUGCUUCCUAUUUCACAGUAUCUUCAAAUCAAAGAGAAACCAUCUCCAUGUUGUUAAAGAACUUACAGGAUCAGGAUUUUCCUUGUCACUUAGGAUAGGGACACUGGCGCACAAUCCUCUCCUAAAAAAAAAAAAAUGGACCAUAUGGGACAGGAAGGAAGGAAGGGAAAGGAAGGAAUGAAGGAAGGAAGAAAAGAAGGAAGGAAGGCAGAGAAAGGAAGGGAGAGAGAAAGAAAAGGUCAAUCCAUGGACAGGAGCAGCCAGGCAGGCGGUUUCUCUAUUUCCUUGGCAGAGGCGAUGCAGUACCUUCUCCAGGAAGGUAAGAAAGUUAUGUCGUUUUCACGUGUAUUCAGCUCAGUCUUCCAGGAGCACAUCAGUUUGCUUCAUUUGGUGUUUGAGACUCGCCAGCCUUGUCCUCAGGCCCGAUUCAUGAUGCCAGGGUCCUGACACAGUCUCCCAGGCCAAGUUCUAAAUUGAGGUGUGGGCUCACAGUGCUGUUGAGCUUGUCAAAUUCUGGCCUCCCCUGCACAUUAGCCCCACUGGAGCCUGGGGUGUUUGAAAAGGGUGUGAUCACUCUAGGGCUGAAAUUAAAGGCUUCUUUCUUUUCCUUAUGAAGCCGGGCUGCUUCUUCGGAGCACACCCUCCCAAGCCAGGAGCACCAGGCACUAGCUGAAAGCAGGGAUUAUUCCGAGGAAGCCCAUCUACCCCCAAUAGGAAGGCAGCCUGGUCACUUGAACACCACAGGCAGAGGCUGCUUCUCCCAAUUUACUCAUUCUGCAAAGAGCUGACCUCAACCUACUCAUUAGGGAAAGGAGAAAGAAUCACUUAGUAGUUUUAAACCAUAUGAGAAGUCCUGUUCCAAGUGCCAACGACUACAACGAAUGCAGCUAGAGGAAUGUAUUGAAAUUAUUACUGGGUCUUCCUUUCUAAUGAGAAAAAUGACAAAAAUGGUUGCUGUAGCCUUGCCUGAUUUUGUACACGUUUGUCCAAGGACUGAGUUGGCACUGAAGCUCACUUCUCAAAGUAUAAUAAUAUUGUAUGACCUCAUCUGUCCCUUUACAGAAGCACCUGCAUCAUUUCCUUAAGCCAUCUGCCCCCUGACAUGUCUUCUUCCUUAAUAAACAACUUCUAUCUGUUACUCCUGCUGAUGACGUUCUGUUUCUGAUGCCAUAUACUGUUGAGCGUAACCCUCUGCUAAUAUCGUUGCAAAUAUCGAUACGCAAACACAUUUCCUUUUCAUCCCCAUCCCAUCUUUCCUUCUGGGGACAGAUUGCUUUCCAAAAGCUCAUGAACAAGUAGUGGGAAUGCUGGUACCUUUGGGGCAGGGCUAGAGGAGGGGGUGGGGGUGGGGGACAGAAAGGUAAUGCUGAGUUCAGAUACUCUUCCGAUUGGAGUCCGUGGCUGUAUGAACGCUUGACGGUAACUCAGUGACAUAUCUUGCUCAGUAGUUUCUUAUUCCUGAAGAACCACAAGCAUAAGGUGAGGCCUCAGUGCUGGUGCUCUUGGAGUAUGGGGAAUGUGCAAAUAUUUAACUGUUUUGUAUGCUGCACAUUGCAGAUCUGCUCAUGUGCAUUCUCCGUUCGUCUUCCUUUGUCAUACGUGUUUUUGCUUUUUUUUUUUUUUGGAAAGUGCAGUCUUUAUUGUACCCUUCUUCAGCUUGUAGCAAAUUAGAAUGCUUAGCAUUUAUGUUCAUUCAUUAUUGUAUUUGCCAUGUAAAAUUUUUAUUACCUUAGACAAGCUUAUAAGCUGUUACUACAUAACUUAUCUUACUGUAACUCUUUUAUUUCCUGACCUUGUAAUUUGUUUGUGAUGUAUAUUGUGAGAUUGUAUUCUAUGUUAAUUUAAUCAGCACAAUUCACUGACAUGCUGGACUGACAUGCUGGCUGCUGUUUCAAAGUGUAAAGUUUGUGUAGGGCUGUUGGGACAACUGUGGCUUGUUGUUGAGGUACUGUGUAACACUGCGGGUGUGGCCCUUAACGAUGCUAAGGGCAUUCACUACACCCUCGAGCAAAUUUAACUGCAGAUUUUCUUUGUAGAAAUUCUAUGUAUAACGCAGGUACCUACUUGGCCCAUGGCUGGUAACUAUUUGGGCGAUUAGAAAAACAAGAAAACAAAAACCAUAAAAACUAGUGUCUAUUGCUGCUUUGAAUAUGUUUGAAAGUCUGAAAAUGUAAAUAAUUUAUCAAAAAAAAAUCUUGUACAGUCCAGUGUAAAGUUUUUAAAUGACCUUAAGGGUUACCAUCACAUGUCUCUCACACUCUCCUCUUAAUCAUGGAAAAAAAAGUUUGCUAAGGAUUAAAGAAAUGGGGGAAAAAAGAAUAUCUUCAAAUUUAAAGGAAUGAAUCAUUGUUCUUAGCUUUGUUGCAUACACACAUUUCUUGGAUUUCGUUGUGCAGUAUUGACGUGAGAUAAAACUCAACAUUGAAUAAUCUUUCAGUGGUACUUUUCAAAGUCUUCCCCUCCUCUGCCUCAUAAUUAAGGGAAAAGACAAAAUUGAAAGACGCACUGUCUUUAUCUAUCCUGGUGUAUGUUGGCACCUUAGCUACUUUUUUUUUUCUUUUUGCACAAGGUGCUUUCCUGAUAUGUUAAACAUGCCAUCUUUGGGUGAUAAUGUAUAUGCCAUGAAGGGGCCCCGGCCCCUCAGGGGAGUGUCUAUAAGAACCUGCCUAUUUAUGCUCAUUUACCUCAAGACUGUCCUCUCUACCCUUAAUCUAGUCGUCAUCACUCCAUCUUUUGUACUGCUGUUGACACUUACAAAUUAAAGAUAAAUUUUGUUUUAUGA